Neomonachus schauinslandi (Hawaiian monk seal) is the source of this 4223-nucleotide messenger RNA. RefSeq names its product NFE2 like bZIP transcription factor 3 (gene NFE2L3). The transcript has 4 exons. Gene Ontology annotation, biological process: regulation of transcription by RNA polymerase II. Lineage: Eukaryota; Metazoa; Chordata; Mammalia; Carnivora; Phocidae. Gene Ontology annotation, molecular function: RNA polymerase II cis-regulatory region sequence-specific DNA binding; DNA-binding transcription factor activity, RNA polymerase II-specific. The coding region runs from base 249 to 2321 and encodes 690 amino acids. Gene Ontology annotation, cellular component: nucleus. The record is from RefSeq and is a predicted model, not a curated record.
UCCUUGCAGGUGGCUCGUCUUCCGCCUCUCCUGAACCCCGCAGGCGCCGUGCCGGCUGCCGUGGGAGCGCCUUUGUGUCCGGCCCCGAGAGCCCGCGACGGCCGCUGCGCGCCCGGGUCCAUUGUUUCGCUUCUCUGUCUCUUCCGGGCAGGUGCCCGCGGCGCGCGGGGCCUGCACGUGCCAAAGCGGCGGCAGGAGGGCAGGGACCCGCGGGCGCAGGCAGGGGCGUCCCGGGCGCGCGGCGCGGGAUGAAGUACCUGAAGCCUUGGUGGUCGGACGGCGGCGGCCUCCUGCACCUCACCAUCCUGCUGAGCUUGGCGGGGCUCCGCCUGGACGUGGACCUGGACCUCUACCUGCUGCUCCCGCCGUCCACCCUGCUCUGGGAUGAGCCGCUGCUCGCUGGCGGCCCGACGAGCUCCGCCUACGCGCUCAGCCCCUUCCCGGCCUCGGGAGGGUGGGGGCGCGCGGACCGGCUGCACCCCAAAGGCCGCGAGCCGGACCCCGAGGCGGAGCCCGAGGGCCGGCUGCUUCGGGAGGUUCGCGCGCUGGGGGCCCCCUUCAUUCCCCGCACCCGAGUGGAUGCGUGGCUCGUGCACAGCGUAGCGGCCGGGGAAGCCGACGGGGCCCACGGGCUGCUCGGCGCCGCCGCCGCCUCCGCCGGAGGAGUCGGCGCCAGUGUACACGACAGCAGCCAGGCUGCGCCGGGGGAUGGCGGGGACUCCCGAGCGGCUGCAAGUAGCCCCUUGGCCGCCGGGGAAGAGGAGAAGGCACCGGCAGAACCGACGGCUCAGGUGCUGGACGCCGGCGGCCGCGCGAACCAGGAGAAUGAAGUACUGAGAGAGAGGCACGAAGCUGUGGAUCACAGCUCCCAGAAUGUGGAAAAUGAGCAAAGAGUAUCAGCCCAAGAAAAAUCACUACCGCAGAAGAAUGAGGAUGAAAGUAAAAUAGCAGAUAAACCUGACUGGGAGGCAGAAAAGACCACUGAAUCUAGAAAUGAGAGAUCUCUAAAUGGGACAGAAACAGCUCUCUCUCUGGAAGACUUAUUUCAGAUGCUUUCAUCACAGCCUGAAAAUUCACUGGAGGGCAUCUCCCUUGGAAAUAUUUUUCCAGGAAGUAUCAGUGAUGGCAUGAAUUCUUCAACACAUAAUGUAAACUUUAGCCAAGCUAUAAGUCACGAUGUGAAUCUCCAUGAGGCCAUGUUGCUGUGUCCUGACAAUACAUUUAGAAGAGAACCAGUAGCAAGGACUUCACAACCACAAGAACCAUUUCUGCAGUUAAAUUCUCAUACUACCAAUCCUGAACAGACCCUUCCUGGAACUAAUCUGACAGGACUUCUUCCCCUUGUUGGCAAUCAGAUGAGGAAUCUAACAAGUCAAGAUCUUCUACAUGACCUCGAUAUAAACAUAUUUGAUGAGAUAAAUUUAAUGUCUUUGGCCACAGAAGGUUUUGAUCCAAUGGAAGUGUCUCAGCUUUUUGAAGAACCAGAUUCAGAUUCUGGGCUUUCCCUAAAUUCAAGCCACAAUAGUACCUCUGUCACCAAGUCGAAUUCCUCUCGGUCUGUGUGUGAAGGUGCUACAGGUUGUAGUAGUGACCUUGAACCUCUUUUCCACCGUGACUUGGAAGGAGCUGUAGGAGGGUACUACCCAGAGCCCAGUAAGCUUUGUCACAUGGACCAUAGGAGUGAUACUGGUUUUCAUGGGGACCUUGCAUUUCAACACAUUUAUCAUAACCACACUUACCACCUACAGCCAAGUGCUCUAGAUUCCACUUCUAGAUCUUUUUCAUGGCAUGGGAAGUCACAGAAAAUAAGUAAGUACCUCAAUGACACAGACAGAAACUUAAGCCGUGAUGAGCGGCGUGCUAAGGCUCUGCAUAUCCCUUUUUCCGUAGAUGAAAUUGUCCGUAUGCCCGUUGAUUCUUUCAACAACAUGCUAAGCAGGCACUACCUGACAGAUUUACAAGUGUCACUCAUCCGUGAUAUCAGAAGAAGAGGGAAAAAUAAAGUUGCUGCUCAAAACUGUCGUAAACGCAAACUGGACAUAAUUCUGAAUCUUGAAGACGAUUUAUGUAACUUGCAAGCCAAGAAAGAAAUCCUUAAGAGAGAAAGAGCCCAGUAUAACAAAGCUAUUAACACAAUGAGACAAAAACUGCAUGACCUUUAUCAUGAUAUUUUUAGUAGGUUAAGAGAUGAUGAUGGUAGGCCAGUCAGUCCAAACCAGUAUGUUCUACAGUGCAGCCAAGAUGGAAGUAUUUUGAUUGUACCUAAGGAACUGGUGAGCUCAGGCCACAAAAAGGAAAACCGUAAGGGAAAAAGAAAGUGAGGAAACUGAAGACAGAUUCCAUUAAGAUGUAUAAGGUAUCAAACGGAUACAUGGCCACAAACCAUUGAAACUGCUUCAAAAGUUUGGCUCCAGUAUCUUUUACUACUGCUACUUGAAUCACUCAGGGCUACGUUUUGAAGCUUUUGGACAAAUUUGUGGUUAGUUUUGGGGAAGCCACAACUUUUCAUGAAGCUGACUGCAUUAUAUGCAGGACUCCUGACAGGACAGUCCAGUCACUUGGUAACCAUCCCCACCCCCACCCUCCGCCCCCAGUAAGAUGAUCACUUCAAAGAGCAAACACUGGAUGUAAAUUUUAAGCAUUUUGGUUUUUGACUUGAAAUGCAACAUAAUGUAGCUUUUAGCUUUAAGUAUUUUAGCACUGAAUAUAUGGAGUCUUACAAAAGCUAUUUUAUCUUUCAAUGAAUACUUAAAUUACAACAUUUGAAUUUAUAAAAAUUUCUUAUAUAGAAAUUCUAACCGUAUUUAUCUUGGAUAUUUUUCUCCACAAAACCCACAUUCAGCUAUACAGGUGAUACAUGUAGCCAACAGGGCAGCACAGUGUGGGUUUUAGUAUUGCACAAAAAUUGAUCAGACUUAGGCCAAACAGUCACGCCUUCAACUUACCCAACUUCUAAACCAAGGUGCCAAGGAACAAAAUUGGGGCUUCAAAACAUUAUUGUCUAAGGACAAAGACCUUUACACAGGUUUAUGCCUCUUGUAAGUAGACACAGCUACUUGCAUAUAGAGAAAUAGAACUACCUAGCAAGUUCAGCCAGCCUGUAGAAAUGUCUGCACAUCUGUAACGUGGACCUCUCCCCCAAAAGGCCUCAACAUAAUGUGAAAACGUUACAAGCAACACAAGCCAACAGUAGGGGAAAGGGGAAGUCAGUAGAGUAUGGGCUUUACAACCAAAUAAAACCUGGAAUAAUUGGAACCACAUGAAACACUCUUAAAUGCUUAAAAAAAGGCAAAAACAAAGUGAAUUUGAAAAUGAACUAAAUGAAAGCUCAAUGAGCUUAUUGCAACAGCAACCUGGAUAACUUUCUGAAAAUGUUCAAAGUUUGGCAACAUUAAAAUUAGUAGAGUCAACGUUGUCAUAAUGAUCUACCAAAGGAUAUCACAGGAGUACCACCUUGGUUUAGAGAAAUGCAGUGGUUUCAGAGUCUAGAUUUUUAACGCCUUAAACUGAACCUAGGUAGGUUAUUUCAAGACCAGACUUUCAACAAAAUGCUUUGAGUUUUGUAGUGCCCAGAAAUUACUUCAGAUCUACAAUUUAAACUUCCACAGUACUACCUACCCACAAGUAGCCUUAUCCACCCAAUUGUUAACACUUAUGACGGUGCACUAUCCUCAAAUCCCUGAAAAUAUCAAGCACCACAAUGGAACUAUACACCAAAGGAUCAAACAUGGAUAAAUAGGGACCUAAGAACAGGUACUUAAAAUUUUGACAUUCACAGUAACCAAAGCUUAAAAUAGUUUGAAUCUGGAAGGUAUUUGGUGCAUUGUGACCAAAAGUAAAUGCACCAAACUUCCAAAGAAAAAUCUGGCCUCAAAGCAUGUAAACUUCAGCUGCUUACUCUAAUACAAGUUUCGGAAGUGGAAAUCCCACCGCCAAGAUUUUAGUCUAAAUGCCCUUGCAGAUUAGGAAUGUAAUGGACACCCGAAGGAUGACUGAAAUGUUCUGCGAGCUAGUGGUCUUAAAAUGUAGUUUUUCCUGGAGUUCAGAAAGGUUACAGAAAAGGAGAAAUCUGAUCUAUUCAGCUUCAGAUUGUAGAAACUGACCAUGUUCAGAAUCUCAAAAGUUCUCACUGAAGCUGUAUGCACUUUGCUUGGUAGAACUUGAACCAAACUGCUCACUGAGCUGUAUAAGACAUGGUUAUGCAGUCAAGACUGUUGUUACUG